This is a messenger RNA of Oldenlandia corymbosa var. corymbosa, 510 nucleotides long. The record is from the annotation of a GenBank genome assembly. Lineage: Eukaryota; Viridiplantae; Streptophyta; Magnoliopsida; Gentianales; Rubiaceae.
AUGUGGUUUGGUGAAAGUGAGGCUAAUGUUCACGAGUUGUUUGACAAGGCGCGGCGAUCGGCUCCUUGUGUCCUCUUCUUCGAUGAAUUGGAUUUAAUCGAGUUUCAGAGAGGAAGUAGUAGUAGAGGAGAUGCAGGAGUAGCUGCUGAUAGAGUAGCUACCAAUAGGCCUGACAUUAUUGAUCCAGCACUGUUGAGGCUUGGCCAGCUCGAUCAACUGAUUUACAUCCCUCUCCCUGAUGAGGAUUUGCGUUAUCAGAUCUUCAAGUCUUGUCUCAUGAAAUCACCUAUUUCUUCUAAAGUGGACCUGAGAACCCUAGCCAACUUUACUGAAGGCUUCAGCGGAGCUGACAUCACCAAACUAUGCCAACGGGCAUGCAAGUACGCUAUCAGGGAGGACAUCAAGAAAGAUAUCGAGAAGGAGAGGAUGAGUAGCAAUAAUCAUCCUCAAGUUUCGGAGAUGGAUGAUGGAGUUUCUGAAAUCAAGCCUGCUCACUCGAGGAAUCAAUGA